Molecule: messenger RNA, 912 nt
Organism: Parnassius apollo (apollo)
Lineage: Eukaryota; Metazoa; Arthropoda; Insecta; Lepidoptera; Papilionidae
Source: the annotation of a GenBank genome assembly
AUGCCAUUAAUUAUUAUAUGUGGAACACCAACAAGUGGCAAAACUACAAGAGCAAAAGAAUUAAAAGAGUUUUUCGAAAAUAAACAUGGAAAAAUCGUUGAAAUAAUAUCUGAAGAAGAAGCAAUAACGAAAUUAGGAUAUGAAAAGAAUGCCACAUAUUUGGAUUCACAAAAGGAAAAAAGAGUUAGAGGAUAUUUAAAGUCAGAAGUCAUCCGGCUGAUUGGCAAGGAUAAUGUAGUAAUUUUAGAUGGAAGUAAUUAUAUUAAAGGUUACCGUUAUGAACUUUAUUGUGCAUCCAAAGCAUGUAAAUCAACACAAUGUACAAUUUAUACUAUUCGUAACUAUGAAGAGGCCUGGAAAGAUAAUGAAUACUGGUUAAACAAGGCAAAUAAAUGUGAUUCAGAAGAUAACAGUAAUUCAGGUAGCAAAAGAAUACCUUAUACUGAGGAGGUAUUUAAUGCCUUAACAAAAUUAAGGUUUGAGGAACCAAAUUCUAACCAUAGAUGGGACAGUCCACUUUUUACCGUACAGCCUAGUGACAAUCUAGAUUUUGAGGCUGUUUAUAGUGUCCUAUUUGAAAAGAAACCACCCCCUCCUAAUAUGAGCACGCAAAAUCCUCCACUCAGUUCAACAAAUUUCCUGUAUGAAUUGGAUAAAGUGACACAAUCGAUAUCCAAACAGAUAUUGGAAGCAAAACAACUGGAUCUAGAAGAUGUUAAAUUCCCUGAUUAUCCAGAUUGCACAUGUUCCCCUAAAAGUAGUGACUUCAAAGGUUCCGGUGGAUCUUCCAACGAAGACAAAUUUAUUUUACCUCCAGAACAACAGAAACUAGCCGACUCCUUACUCCACUUUGAAGCGUUACAAAAAGAACAUACUACGUUCAUAUCGCCUAUUACAGAAGAUAAUCUGUAA